AGUGAUUUAAAAAAAAAAAAACAUGUCUAUUAUGCAUUUGAGUUGAAUUUAUUUUUAUAGCAUUAUAUAUUGUUUCCGUGGAAAGUGAGUGACGUCAGAAGUAUUUAAGGGUCUUGAGAAAGAGAAACCAUGUCAUUCAGCUUUGGACAAGCUACUAGUGGGGGUGGAUUUAGCUUCGGAACCCCGAAAACCACAGCGUCGACCAGCACAGCCCCUGGCUUCUCCCUGCAGACGAGCACUCCAGCAGCGGCAGGAUUCACCUUCGGAGCCAUGCCUCAGCAGCAGUCUCAGGCUCCAGCAGGAAUGUCUCAAAUUGCAGGGCUCCUUGCACAGACCACCACGAGCACUUCAACCUCACAAAGUGGCUUCAGCUUUGGGACUCCAUCACAGAGCAGCACUGUUGGUGGAGGGUUUACUUUUGGCAGUGCUCCAAAACUAGGUCUCGGCCUGACUCCAGCCUCUCAGCCGGCCACUACAGCAGUGACUUUGGGAGGCCUGGUGACCUCCACCACUUCGUCCAGUGGCACAGGCUUCACAUUCGGUGCCCUCCCGACUCAGACUGCAGCUUCAACCCAGCAGUCCACAGGCUUCAGCUUUCCUGGAGCCAAGGUUCAAGCUCCUGCUGCAACUUCAGCACAAAGCACGCCUUCCUUCUCCCUGGGAGGGCAGAGCACAGGUCUCACUCUGGGAGCUGUUGCUCCAGCUUCUGCAGCCUCCUCAACCGGGAUUAACUUUGGAAUCAAGCUUGGAGGAGCUGGAGUCGCUCCUGUUAGUACUGCUGCUGCCAGCCAGGCUGCCCCUGUAUCUUCUCUGUUUGCCACCCCUAUACCCUCCGCUGCUUCUACAGGCUUCAGCUUGGGUAGCUCAACAAGUGCUGCAGCAGCCUCAGCAGCAUCUUCUGCAGUUACAGCCUCCACUGGCUUGACACUCAAACCUCUUGGAGCUGCCACCACCACUGCUACUACCACAGCUGCUGCUCCUACAGUACCCACCACAAGCUUUUCCCUAGGCCUGAAACCUGCUGUCUCUGCUGCACCAGCCACUUCUACAGCUGUGUCCACUGCUGCAGUUACUGCCAGUGCUGCACCAGUGAUGUCAUAUGCCCAGCUGGAGUCCUUGAUCAACAAGUGGAGCUCAGAGUUGGAGGACCAAGAGCGACACUUCCUACAACAGGCCACUCAGGUCAAUGCCUGGGACCGCAUGCUGGUGGAGAAUGGAGAGAAGAUUACAUCCCUUCAUAAGGACAUGGAGAAGGUUAAACUGGACCAAAGAAGGCUGGAUCAGGAGUUGGACUUUAUUCUUUCUCAGCAAAAGGAGCUGGAGGAUCUUCUUGCUCCCUUAGAGGAGUCAGUGAAGGAGCAAAGUGGAACCAUCUAUAUGCAGAAUGCUGAUGAGGAGCGAGAGAGAACGUAUAAGUUGUCAGAAAAUGUUGAUGCUCAGCUGAAGAGAAUGUCCCAAGAUCUGAAGGAGAUCAUCGAGCACCUCAACACCUCCAAUGGGCUGGCCGAUGCAAGUGACCCGCUCCAGCAGAUCUGCAAAAUCCUCAAUGCACACAUGGACUCUCUGCAGUGGGUUGAGCAAAACUCUGUUCUGCUUCAGAGGCGUGUGGAGGAGGUGUCUAAGCUGUGUGAGAGCCGCAGUAAGGAACAGGACAAGAGCUUUCGUCUGAGUUUCCAAUGAUUGACAAAAUGUGGCAGUGUGUUUUGUAAAUGAAGACUGUUUAGCUAAUUCUGUUUGAAUAAAGAUGUUUUUACUGUC
Neoarius graeffei (lesser salmon catfish) is the source of this 1758-nucleotide messenger RNA. It is a transcript of the gene nup62l, whose product is annotated as nucleoporin 62 like. The transcript has 13 exons. Lineage: Eukaryota; Metazoa; Chordata; Actinopteri; Siluriformes; Ariidae. Gene Ontology annotation, molecular function: structural constituent of nuclear pore; phospholipid binding. Gene Ontology annotation, cellular component: nuclear pore central transport channel; nuclear pore. The record is from RefSeq and is a predicted model, not a curated record. The coding region runs from base 130 to 1680 and encodes 516 amino acids. Gene Ontology annotation, biological process: RNA export from nucleus; protein import into nucleus.